AUAUAACUGUGAGGGAACCACUAAUAUGCAGCUAAGGCUGAAUUGAUGGGAACUGAACUGAAAGCGGAGUAGUAAUCAACAUGAGAAGAAAGCCUGAUACCCUAGAGUAGAUAGGAAAAGUAGUUCUGGUUGAUUAAGUUUCAGUCUGCUGGGGUGAGGUAGGAUUUUGAAAUUGUGUUCUUUGGAGACUGUGUCAGGGAAUGAAUGUGCUUCAGGUCAGUGAAAGGACAGUUAAAAACCUCAUGGUGUCUGCUGGAUCCCGGAGCAUUGGGUGGCACAUAUGUAUGCAUAAGCACAUUUAUAUAAACACCAGCACUAGUUAUUUGGUGAAAAGCCCUCCCGACCGUGCCACGUAAUCUCACGUAGCUAGACCACUGCACAGAACACUAUGAUAAAGUUGCAUCUAUAACAAAAGCUAUUUCACAAAGUUUAUUCUGGAAUCAGAUUACAAACAUUGUGAUACAUCUUGCAGGUACUGAUGUGACACUAUCCCAGAGCAGGAUGGCAGCAGACGGGGGACCUGGGAAGUCAGCUUUCUCUUCUGCAGAGGAAACCAUCGCUGCACACUCCAGGUGUAACUAGGUUGCUCCGCCUACACAGGGAUAAGUGGUCAUGGGACAUACACAGAAUCACAGAAACACUGAAUAUCCUGUGUUGGAAGGGACCCACAAGGAUCAUCAGGUCCAACUCCUGCUCCUGCACAGGACACCUCAAGUGUCACACCGUGUGCCAGAGAGCAGUGUCCAAACUCCUCCUGAUCUCCGUCAGGCUUCAUACCGUGGCUGUUCCCCUGGGGAGCCUGUGCCAGGAUCCAUCUCUGGGAGAAGAACAUUUUCUAACACUCCACCUAAACCACCCGGACACAACAGCAGGCCACUGCCUCGGGUCCUGUCCCUGUCACCACGGAGAAGAGACCAGCGUCUCAUCACAGGCGACGCCACUGCCUAGGGGAGUCUCACACCUGCGCCUACCCCAGCUCGCAGUGCAGACCUCGUUAAUGUGUAUUAAUCAACUCUAAUGAACCUGCCUUGCAGGAGCACUGCUUGGCUACACCGGGCAGGACGCUCUGGAGGGGGGUCGUUACACCGUACGUGUUCUGUUUUCCGUACAGCGUUCACGCAGCGCUGGUUACAGGCGCAGGCUGUGCCGGGACGCGGCUCCCGUCCGGUCCCGUCGCUGGCAGGCCGCGGUUAUCCCGGGCGGCCGGAGCCGCUCCCGCGCCGCCGCGGCCUCCCCGCCCCUCAGCCGGAACGCGCGCGCGGGGCCGCGUUGCGCGGGGAAGGGCGCGCGGCGGCACCGGCGGCCGCCAUGGCGGUGGACAUCACCCUGCUCUUCAAGGCCAGCGUGAAGACCGUGAAGACCCGCAACAAGGCGCUGGGGGUGGCGGCGGCGGGGGACAGCGCCAGGGACGAGCUGCUCAAGCGGGGCGCCGCCCGCUCCAAAAGCGACUUCACCAGCAGGGCGCGGGAGGUGAUUUCUCAUAUUGGAAAGCUGAAAGAUUUUCUUCUACAACACAGAAAGGAUUACAUUAAUGCUUACAGGGCUGGCUCUCCUGUCUCUGCACACUCUAUGAAUGUACAUAUGUCCUGGGCUUUUUUGGAAGCUGGUUAGUUUGUUCAAGAGCACAGCUUUGUCACACAGAUAGGAUGGAUAUGCACUUCCCCAGGAGCCACUGCACCUUCAGCCAUAUUAUGUCUGAGUAUGUGAGGAUGACGGAUACAGAGCGUGACCAGAUAGAUCAAGACGCCCAGGUGUUUAUGAGAACGUGUGCUGAUGCCAUUCAUCAGCUCAGAACAGAAGCACACAAGGGUGUCCAGUCUGCUCAGGUGAAGGAGCACAGGACAGCUGUCUUGGACUUCAUUGAAGAUUACUUAAAAAGAGUGUGCAAGCUGUAUUCUGAACAAAGAGCCAUCCGAGUUAAGCGAGUGAUAGAUAAGAAGAGACUGUCCAAACUUGAACCUGAGCAGAGCAAUGUGUCCAAAUCACCUCUUUCCACUGAAAAAUCUUCACAGAGUCCUUUAGAGGAUUCUGAAGAAAAACUUUCUGCUGAGGAAAGCAAAGAUAGGAAUCUGCCCGAUGCCCAAAGUAACCUUGGAUUAUGGGGGGAUGGCAGAGGUGAAGAUGAACUGUCACCUGAAGAAAUACAAAUGUUUGAACAGGAGAACCAGAGACUUGUUGGUGAAAUGAACAAUCUUUUCGAUGAAGUCAGACAAAUUGAAGGAAAAGUGGUGGAAAUCUCCAGAUUACAAGAGAUAUUCACUGAGAAAGUCUUGCAACAGGAGACUGAUAUUGACAAUAUCCAUCAAUUAGUUGUGGGUGCAACAGAGAAUAUAAAAGAAGGCAAUGAAGACAUAAGAGAGGCCAUCAAAAACAAUGCAGGAUUUAGAGUAUGGAUCCUCUUCUUCCUUGUGAUGUGUUCAUUCUCCUUGCUUUUCCUGGACUGGUAUGAUAAUUAAUUAAACAUAUAUUGGCUCCAUGCUCUGUUUGUAAAUGUUCUGACAUUUUUUUCGUGAAGCGGGGUAUAACAGCACACUUAGGUAUUUUAUGCAUUUUCUCAUACCUCUAUGAUGGAAUAUUUUCCAGUAAAUAAAUUGUGCACAUAUCCAUUAGUACAUUCAUUUUAAAUCCCUGUAUCAAGCAUAAAACCACGCUUGUCCUCUGGAGAACAUAAAAGUCUGUGAAAGAGCUGUGAAGAAAGCUACAAGCUGGAGCAGACCUAAGAGAAGAAAAAGCAACAAUACUGGUUUUGUCACAGCCACCCACCUGUGCUUUGGGAAGUCCAGCUCCCAUCCCAGUGCAAGAGAAAACUGUUACUGUGCAGAAGCAUCUACGCUGUCUCAGGCGUUUAUUUCAUCACACCACUUCAGUACACAGUGAUCACUUUGCACAUAAAUGACCUUUACUUCUAAUCCUUUGAAACUACUUGUCUCAGAAAUCAGCUUGAUCUAAUGGUACUAAUAAUGAUAAGGAGUCAACGAAAGAGUUUUACUUGUAAGUGAAAAGAGAGAAUACAGCACAAACAGAUUGUGCAAUGAAACAGAUGUUCUGGGAUGCUGGAAUAAAGCCAAAGGAUAGACAAUUAAACUACUCAAAAGUACUAAACCCGGGAGCAAUUUGUUAACUAAAAAAAGUCUCAAAACCAAGUGCAGAUAAGAUUCAAUAAACUCCCUCCUGAUAAAUCAGACGGAAAAUGGUUUUGACUUCAAGAAGCAUAAACAAUCUGUUUCUCCUAGAUCGUAAGGCUUACUAAUUUUUAUUGUUAUUGUUACGAGGAGAAAAAGAAGUUGUUUCUCAUCAGUAUUUACUUUUGCAUUAAAGUUUUUAUUGUCCUAAAUUUAA
Messenger RNA from Motacilla alba alba, 3339 nucleotides. RefSeq names its product syntaxin 18 (gene STX18). The transcript has 12 exons. Gene Ontology annotation, biological process: retrograde vesicle-mediated transport, Golgi to endoplasmic reticulum; intracellular protein transport. Gene Ontology annotation, cellular component: membrane; endoplasmic reticulum; SNARE complex. The record is from RefSeq and is a predicted model, not a curated record. Gene Ontology annotation, molecular function: SNAP receptor activity. Bases 1647 to 2456 code for a protein of 269 amino acids. Lineage: Eukaryota; Metazoa; Chordata; Aves; Passeriformes; Motacillidae.